CUCGUCGCCAGGACGACGAAGUCAUUUGCAUACGGACGCGGCAUCAUGGCACCCAAGAAUACGGACGAGGCAAAGACGUCAACCGCUGGCCGCCAGCCGCGCGUGGCUGUGGUUUACAACGCUAACAGCAGUGUGACGAAGCGGCAUGUGAACUUGGCACAGUACCUGGCUGCAUGCAUAUCCCAAGGAGGAUGGUGUGAAAAGGUCCAUUUGGUGGCGAUCCCGACGCCACCACGUAAGUCCACCUCCGUCAAGAGUGCGCCCUUCAAAGCUCGUCGCCGUGACGGUGCUGUCCUGACGUCGUCGAAUGUCGUACACACAACUGACGUGUCCGUGCUCGUAUCCAGCGACGUCAUCUUCCUUUGCGUGGACAUCCUGCAAUUGAACCAUUGCGCGGGCGUAGUCGCAAAGGCCAUUGAGCUCCCCAAGGGAACGAAACCACAGCAGCAUGUGAUCGUGCACUUGGAGACGUCCCUGAAGCGCGAGGAAGGCUUUGACAAGACGCACUUUCCCGACAAAAUCGUGCUACACGGCGGUGCGUGCUUCGACGUCGUCCGCGACCUCAACGGCAUUCUCACCCCAUUGACCAACGGCUCCAUCUUCAUCGAGCGGCUGUCCAAGGACAAGGAACAAGCGCUGUUCUGUUUGGACAUUCUCCAUAGCUGUGCGUUGCAAAUCAUCAGUCGACGCAACCUCCGAGCCAUCCACUGGUCCAACGCAAUGCUCACGUCGCUGUACACGGUGUGCGCGCUGACCAACCUCUCCGUGUCUGAAGCCCUCCGAGACCGCAAGUGCCGCUUGCUGUACGCGGACAUGCUUCAUGAGAUUCUUGGAGUGCUGGACCGCGUGGCCAAGGACAAGCAUUGGUCGUUAGACCAGUCCGCGCACUGCUUCCUUCCGAUUCCGUCCAUCCUCGCGCUGCUCCCGCUGCCGAAUGUGCUCUUUUCCGGGCUCGUCCAGUUGUUUGAUUUUGGUGUCACCAGUGGUACGCUCGACGACGUUCCUCUCCUCACGGCGGACCUAGCGGACCACCUCUCGACUGAAAUCACGUACGAGUUUGACGACGUGUUGGAACUGGCAUCGCGGUACAACGUCCAGCUGACCACGCUGCCGCAGCUCCAGAAGCUGGUCGUGCAAGCCGCCAAGGCCAAAAAAGGGACGCCCGCCCUCAGCGCCGCGGUGCUGUACGCGACCAUCCAGCCGUCCGCCGCCAGUCGGCAGCACUCGACGUGGUUUGUGCUCAAGUUGUUGAUAACGAUCGUGCUUACGGCCGGGUUGAUGUACUUGCUCCGUUAACAAAAAGAAACGAGUCUCAUUCACUGUGGCUUGGUGACUUGUGGGCACCUUCCAGUCAUGAUUUUCGUGGCCAUGCAGAUAUAUAAGUAUAUAUUGUACUGUAUGUACAC
Molecule: messenger RNA, 1406 nt
Organism: Aphanomyces astaci
Lineage: Eukaryota; Oomycota; Saprolegniomycetes; Saprolegniales; Verrucalvaceae
Exons: 4
Coding region: 46-1296 (416 amino acids)
Molecular function (GO): oxidoreductase activity
Source: RefSeq, a predicted model, not a curated record